Messenger RNA from Micromonas pusilla CCMP1545, 1538 nucleotides. RefSeq lists its product as uncharacterized. The record is from RefSeq and is a predicted model, not a curated record. The transcript has 2 exons. NCBI's taxonomy places the organism in Eukaryota, Viridiplantae, Chlorophyta, Mamiellophyceae, Mamiellales, Mamiellaceae. The coding region runs from base 177 to 1430 and encodes 417 amino acids.
UUCGUUCGGUCGCCGAUACGCGAGAAACCCAGCGCCGCGCGUCCCUCCGCCGCCGCUGUCGCCCCCCCUCCCCCGCGUUGACGGCGCGUUAAGGUUCAGACCGCCGGCGUCGCGACAGCCAGCGGAGAGAUUUGAUUUAGGCGCGCGCGAAGAGAAGACGCGAGUCGCCACGCACCAUGGCCGAGGCCGACCUCGCGCGGUACGAGCAGGAGCUCCUCCGGCGGAACGCCGCGCUGGAGGAGCGCGCGGCGGCGUCCAUCGCGCGCGCGAAGGCGGUCGUGGAAGGGACGAUCCCCCCGUCCCCCGGCGCGGCGGACGCGCCGGAUCUGGAGGAGUACUCCGACGUCGACGACGAUCCGAACGACGACGACGACGACGACGACGCGCGCGCGCGCCCGCCGACGCCGCCGCAAGCCAAGCGCGCGGAGGUGGCGGCGGCGGCGGCGGCGGCGAAGAGCCCGUCGAAACAGCAGCCUCCCGCCGCCGCGAAGCGCGCGACCGCGGCGUCCAAGACGAGAGCGCGCGCGUCGAGCGGCGACGCGUCGUCCAUCAUUCGAGCGUCCGCCUCCGCCUCCGCCGCGCCCGACCUCGACGCGCGCGACCACAACGACGCGUGGGAGGACGCGUACGACGAGGACAAGUACGGCCGACUCGCGCGCGCGCGCAUCCGCGCGCUGCAGGACGAGCUCGCGGCGCAAGCCCGCGAGCUCCGCGAGGCGCACGCGCGCCUGAAGGAGCGCGACGUCGAGCUCAAGCGUCUGCUCACGGAAAAGCUCUCAGGCGCGUUCUAUCUCACGCCGGUCCCCAUACGACCGCGUCGGCGUGGUGAACGCCGUUUCUUAAGGACUUUCGCCCGGCGCAUCUCUCCGCCCAGGGUCCCUCGCUCACAAUCCCGACACAUCUCGACGCCUUUCAACUCCACUUUUGACGCCUAUGAACUCCACCCCGAUAUCAUCGCUCGUGUGGACCCUCGACCCUCAGCCGCCAAGGCGCAGAAGACGCAGCAGACGGCCGCGGACAAGGAGCGCAAGGCGGCGCUCGACGCGAGAGCGCAGCUCGAGGCGAAGGAACGCGAGUGCGCGGAGCUGCGACGCGAGAUGGACCGCGCGUCGCGCGCGAACAAGGCGGCGGAGACGGAGUUCAAGACGAGGGACGUGCGGCUCAACCGAGCGUUGGAGGACGCGGAGCGGUAUAAAGGCGCGGAGGCGGCGAAGGGCGGGAACGCGUCGACGCGGGCGGAGGCGGACAAGCUCCGCGGGGAGAACAAGCGGUUGGAGCGGCAGAAGGCUGAGCUCGUCGCCGCGUUUAAGAAACAGAUGAAGCUGAUCGACGUCUUGAAGCGGCAAAAGAUUCACGUGGAGGCGGCGCGGUCGCUGCAGUUCGCGGAGGAGGACUUCAUGCGGACGUUAGACGCGGGCGCGCACGAGUAGGAACUGAUCGUUACGAAGAGGGGAUGUGAUGGCUUAGCGCGGGGCGGGCGGGGGGUCGAGAGAUGGUGUACUGUACAUAACACGCGAGAAGCGACGACGUCGUUCGAG